This is a messenger RNA of Lethenteron reissneri (Far Eastern brook lamprey), 9543 nucleotides long. Its product is annotated as protein LMBR1L-like. Gene Ontology annotation, biological process: signal transduction; receptor-mediated endocytosis. Lineage: Eukaryota; Metazoa; Chordata; Hyperoartia; Petromyzontiformes; Petromyzontidae. Gene Ontology annotation, cellular component: plasma membrane. Gene Ontology annotation, molecular function: transmembrane signaling receptor activity. The record is from RefSeq and is a predicted model, not a curated record.
UGUGGACGAUUCCCGCCGUCAGGACCCCAGACAGGCGACUUGGGGACGACGCGGCGGCGUUUUGCCUUCAAAUAUCAAUCAUCGUCUCCCUCCUCACCCUCCCUCCUCACCCUUCUCCUCACCCUCCUCCUCACCCUCCUCCUCCUCACCGUCUCACCCUCCUCACCGUCUCAUUCUCACCCCCCCUCACCGUCUCCUCCUCGCCGUGGGGCCGCGAAGAUGAAGCGCGAUGGCAGACGAAGUUGACGCGAGGGAGCAACACUUCCACAACCGCGUCAGAGAGAGCAUCAUCUGCUUCCUGCUCUUCACCACGCUCUACAUUGUCUCCUACGUCACCAUCACGAGAUACAAGAAGAAGGCGGACUUCAUAUCAGAUGAUGACGAAGAUGCCAUGGUUAACAGAAUAUCGCUGUGGCUCUGCACGUUUACGCUCGCCAUGUCGCUGGGCGCGGUGCUGCUGCUGCCCUUCUCCAUCGUCAGCAACGAGGUCCUGCUCUCCUUCCCGCAGAGCUACUACAUGCAGUGGCUCAACGGCUCGCUCAUCCACGGGCUGUGGAAUCUGAUCUUCCUCUUCUCCAACCUCUCGCUGGUCUUCCUCAUGCCCUUCGCUUACUUCUUCACGGAGUCCGAGGGGUUUUCCGGCUCACGGAAGGGCAUUGCGGCGAGGCUGUACGAGACGCUGGUGGUGCUAUUCCUGCUGUCGCUGCUUGUGGCUGGGAUGGUGUGGGUGGCCUCGGCGCUCAUCGACGACGACGCCGCCAGCAAGGAGUCUCUCUACGAUUUCUGGGAAUUUUACCUGCCGUACCUCUACUCGUGCAUCUCGCUCUUCGGCGUGCUGCUGCUCCUGUUGUGCACCCCUCUGGGCCUGUCGUGUAUGUUCAGCGUCACUGGUCAGCUCCUGGUGAAGCCUCGGUUGUUGGAGGAUCUAGACGAGCAGAUCGACUGCCAGAGGUUUGAGGAAGACACCAUCAAGAGGCGUCUAAAUGGCACCGCGUGCCAGUGGGUCAAGGUGGACCAGCAGGAGCUGGCUCAGGCUCUCAGCGUCAUCACAAUGGAGCGCACAAAGCUCGAGACACGGCGACGAGCAUCUCCUUGGCAGAGAAACCUGGGGUACCCGCUGGUCAUGCUGCUGCUGCUGACGCUGACGGGGGUCUCAGUGCUGAUCGUCUCAAUCCACAUUCUGGAGCUGCUCUUCGACGAGACGGCCAUGCCGAAAGGAGCGCAGGAGCGUGGCCUGGGCAAGGCGUCGCUGUCAGCCCUUGGAUCUGUCGGAGCCGCUAUUGAGGUCGUCCUCAUCUUCUACCUGAUGCUAAGCUCGGUGCUGGGAUUCUACAGCCUGCCCACGUUCAUGCCGCUCACUCCCAAGAGCCAGGACACUCCCAUGACCAAGAUUAUCGGGAACUGCGUUUCUCUGCUCAUUCUCAGCUCCGCACUGCCCGUGCUGUCCCGCACACUGGGAAUCACCAACUUUGACCUGCUCGGAGAUUACGGUCGCUUCAAUUGGCUGGGGAACUUCUACAUAGUACUGCUCUACAACCUCUUGUUCGCCGGGCUCACGACGCUCUGCCUUGUCACCAAGUUCACGGCCGCCGUGCGCCAGGAGCUCUUCAAGGCACUGGGUCUGGACAGGCUGCCCAUCACGGCCUCAGACGGGUCAGGCCAGAGGCAUUCCACCAACGGGCACAGCAAGCAACUGUGAACUCGGAACCGCGGUGAACUCGGAACCACUCACGGGGCAGCUGCCCCCCCGGGCGCCCCUAUCGUUACCUCGCCUGCCCUGUAGCGGAGCGCGAGAGGCGAGCAAAGUGCGCCGUCGCGGUCGUGCCGCAAGCGCCCGGGAUGGGAACGAAUCGGCCCGGCGGCACUUUUCUUCGCGGACGGUAUAAGAGCGUUGGUGACGCCGCGGCCGACUGCCUCGAUUUUCCCGAAGGUGAUGCCGCUCUGAAAACUCGGCAAGGUAAAAUUCGCCAAGUGCCGUGGUUUUUAGCGGAGCGGCAGCUGCGUCAACUUCUGGGGCUGCGUCACGCGUGGCACACAUGCACGUUGCAUGCGUGUCAUACGUGCGUGCUGCAUGCGUGUCCUGCGUGUGUGCUGCGUGUAUGUCACGUGUGCGUAUCAAGCGUACCUGUUACACGUGUGUGCGUGGCGUGCGUUGUGUCGCACGUUCUGGAGAGGGUUUUCAUCGUCUAUGUAGUUGCAGUUUUCAGACUUAAAAAGCUUGACUCGUAACUUCAGAAAAGAAAUGUUUACACGUCUUUGCCUUUACGCUAGCGUGAGUCUCAGAAAUUAGUCGCGCUCAGAAAGAUGAGCGUCCUUUUGUGUGAAAAAUUGUCGCCGUCCUUGGUGUGUUUUUUUUUUACGUUUCCUUUCAAGCGUUCGCACAAGAAACGUGCGCCCGUUAAACUGGAAUUGAAACGCGAUCAAACAAGUUGUUGACUUUUAUAAUCCGACGAAUCCAGUUCGUGAAGCGGCGGUGUGGACAGACGCGCACGCGCCUUUGCCCGGCGUGGAACAAAUACAUUCCUGUUUCAUUGACUCUCUGUCAAGGAAUUUCAAAAUCGGGCAAAAUAAAAUCCCUUCGUUGGCCUUUAGGAACCGCGAGCGCCACCGGCUCGCACGAGUCAUGGCCCAUGUACUCAUCUCCGUCAGCAGCCCUGAGCCAGUGCAAUAAAUACCACGUUCCCACGGCGGGUAGGCUUGAGGUGUGAACAGCGUCCAGCCUUUCCACAGGAAAAAACAACCCCCGCAUUGUCAACCGCAAAGGGACGACAAUCGGUGGACCACUCACCAGGAUUUUGACCUCGUGACCAGGCCCUGACCUUCACGUUGCGGGUGCAGAGGUCUGCCACUGCGCCGGCACGGAGGAUUUUCUUAACGCGGUGACGUCUCUACGUGAAUCCAUCCACGCACUCAUUCGGUCAUGCAUUCGUUUAUUCAUUCGUAGUCUCGGCACAUGAGCGGAGUAAAGCGGUGUGUGCUCACAGCACCCGGCAGGUGCCGCGAUGCCGGUUGAGCGCACCUGACUGAUGCCGGGCUUGCAUAUACAGUCACCACGUUUCCUGCGUACCGUAUACAGUCACUGCGUUUCCUGCGUACCGUAUACAGUCACCACGUUUCCUGCGUAUCGUAUACAGUACCCGCGUUCCCAACGUUCACACGUGCUCCGAAUUCAGCGCGUGCGCCGCAGCUUUUGUGGACUUAUAUUGUUUUUUUUUGCUGUGAAAUAUAUGAUCUAAAUAUAUGCAAAAAGCAAUAUUGAACAUUUAAAAGAAAGCCAAUUGAGGAAUGCACAAUUCAGCUCUCAACACCCGAUCACGGGCCGUGCCGUUUUACAAACAUUGGCGAUUUUUAUUCAACAGUUCCAACUCGCUCGCAAUUUUAUGCACGCCCCCAGCCCCCCUCCCUCCCCCAUAAAAGGAAACCAUAGGACACCCCGGACGCGGUGUAUAUCCACCCACGUCAAUCGAAGGACGCACCACUGCGAGCACAGGUUUCCCUCCUCGCUGUGUGCGGCUGACCUAUUUCUACCAAAAAUUUGCUCUGCUAUGCGGUGUGAAUUCACUCUGCGUGCGGCAAUGCGGUUGCACCUGGAGCACCAUUGUGUGUGUGUACUGUACACGCUAAUCGACAGGCAGCUGUCCCCUCGUGCGGUUUCGCUUAGCGCUCCCUUAUUUGUUACCGCAUAGAGUGAGGGAAACCGGCAGUUGGACACUGCGAUGGGCACACGGGGGGACCCCGAGGAAGCUUCCCCCCACACUGGCGAUCGUCCAGCCGGCAUUUGUGAGCGGUGUGUCUGCCGCGCAACACCGUGGUUUAGUUUGUCAGCGUUCGUAAGAACCGGCCAGUUUAAAUUUUUUUGUGUUUAAGUUCAGAAAUGCGUCUUUGCUGUAGCAGUCGGCGGCUCCCUGCUUGGUCCCCACCCCGACCCCGCAGGCCCCGCCGUAAGCCACCCUCCCACCCCGCCCCUUGCUUCCCCAUGCUGUCUGCUUCACUCGGCGCUUUUAAGAAGUGGUUCGUGCCGACGGAUGAUUCGCGAGCACGCAACGUGCCCCAUGCGGCGGCGGUGGUCCAUUUCGAAGAAUUAUUUAAAACGAACGAGUGAUUGCCCUUCGUAUUUGUUUAAUGAAGGGCUGUUUUAUUUCAUGUUUACCUGAACUGUGGAAUUUUAUUAUUGGAAAUCUUUGAUGCUCGGGAUUCUUCAAAUGCUCGCGAGGCUCCUCGUUGUGUCACCAGCGUCCUCCAUGGCAAGAGGCAGGCGGAGUAUUCGUUGGCUUCUGAAAGUGUGCACGAUUUGUAGCGUGACCUCGUUUAAAGUGCGAUGGGGAAGGAAACUCAUAAUGGGGGGCAUGACGGGGCCAGUAUUAAACAAACUUUGAAUAAAUGUUCUCACGUGGCAGAGCGAGUGGGGAGGUGCUGCCCUCUACCGCGAGUGUCGCUUGCAGAAGCGAUGUCAGAGGUAGUUCCAUCAUAUCCACUUCUGUGGGCCCGUUGUGCAACACGAAGGAUCGCGCCGCUCAGCGAGUGAUCAAAAUAGAUGAUUCAUCUCAUUACGUGACGCCGAUAGCACAAGCAGGGUAAAAUUAGGGGGAAAUUACAAAUCAAUAACAUGCUUCAAACCAUAACAAAUUUUAUAUGGGUGGCAGUGUGCCAUAGCACAAUAGUAACAUGAGUGCAUCACAGCAGGGGCCUAGGUUCAGUUCUCAACACGGACACCCUUCUGCGUGGAGUUUGUAGGUUCUCUCUCCCCCCUGUUCCGCUUGGGACUCCUCCAGGUUCUCCGGUUUAUGCUGAAGAAUUAUUCGCAAAUAUCUCGAGUGGGAUUGCACACACAGCAGCAGCAGCAUCGGCACCCCCUCCCCCGCACCCGCAGCGACAACUUGGUGGGACCCUUGAGACUUGGCAAGACUUCCCUGAGUAAAUGAGCUUAAUAAACAAAUAAUAACAACAGGAAGAAGGUGGCUGAGCCUUUAGUAGGUGGUGGGGGGGGGGGGGGUGCUCAGCCCCCCCAUCCUUCAGGCCCUCCCACUACUGGGAGUGAGCGGUGGUCCACUGGUGAUGGCAUCUUGGGCUUUAAGUGACGAUGAUGAUUGUCCUUGAAAACCGAACCAUAUCAGUCAUGGAGGCUGCUUAAUCAUACUUCAACAUGCUGGCUACUGCUGUUGUUUAGGAACCUUGAUAUAUAUCAAAUACAUAUCUGAGACAAUAUGGAAAAACCACUUUGUGCAUCAGUUGACCAAAAUUAAUUUCUCACAGAACCGGGACUAAUUCUAUCGACCCGGCGGGGAUGAUGGACAAAGUCGAAAUCUGACCAGGAAAUCAACUCAAAAACCGUUGAGGUUGUAAUUAAAAUAUAAUCUAAACUAAAAACUAAACUAAGUUUGUUUUACCAGGUAAAGCCCACUGGGCUACGUAGUUGUUUAUCAGUAGCGGCCUGGCCACAAUGAUAGCUCAACGAAGUGGCUUAUCACGUGGAAAUGUAUCGCACCCAAAUACUCUAAAUGUACGUCGAUUCUAAAUGUUGACAGAAAAACUGGAGAACCCGAAUAAAAAUCCACGCUCCCACAGGGAGAACAUGCAAACUCCAAAUAUGCAGGCGUGGUGGUCAGGAUCGAACCCACGACCUCCUUCAUACCAGGUGAGGUAGUCAACAUCUCGCCACCGUGCGAGUGGCACAAGCUGAGCAUAAACUAGGCAUUUUAACGUUACCCUGGUGUUGUAUUUCUAGUUGCUUUUGUUGUUGUUACGCGAUCUUUCUGUUCUGGUGUUCGGCCCCAUUGAUUUGCGCCUUGGGGUUCUGACGGCGGCACUGCCCGUCACCUCGCAGCGCCAGCUUUGUGGGUUCGUGUCUGGCCACAGCCGGGUCAUAACGCCGCAGCCCCCAUCGGACCGGUUUGAACUAUUAAGUCAAAACCUCGAAAGCAGAGGUGAGGGGGAAGCCAUCGUCGGCGUGACUUCAUUUCACACGUGUCCCGGUAGCACCAGGCCUACCGGCUCCGCGGACGAUAUUUACCCGUCACUGCAAGCAUCUUAGCGCCACCGACCGAGUACCAUUGGGGGAGUGUACAAUAUUUUCGAUCUAAUUCCGUGCAAGUGAGUCUCUCCCUGUGCCUCCUUCGUGCCUGCUGGUCGUUGGUUGAGAUGCAAUUGAUUCAGAGGAUUUUGUGUUGUGCCCCCGGGUAAACUUUCUAACCUGCAUUUAUAUAGAGUUUAAAGAUAGUAACCCAUGCUAGCUUCAUCUUGGUAGCCCUAAUCGGGUACUGGUGGGAAAUGCUUUCGACGUGACAACACUGUGUUUACAAAUGUACGCUGCCGCUGUAACCGAUCCGUGUGUACGUGUGUGGUUGCCGCAAAAAGUUGUGUGAACGUUCUGUUUGAACCAGAGUAAGGAGAAGGUUCCCCGCCCCUGGUUUCCGAAAGCCGCCAUUCGCGCACAAGACCUGAGGGUGAGUUGCGCACCUGAUAAGGGUGUGACGACUGCAGCGCCGGGCUUGCGGGCGGUAGCGUUGACAGCGUCCCAUCGGGGCGGAAUGGUGCGUUCACGAGUUCUCUCCGCGGGGUUUCUCCGCGCGUUGUUUCGCAUGACGUCCGACGUUUCGUUCCUCGUGCUGGGCGACCAGACGGCGCUGUAGAGUUCCACCGCGACAACCCCACUCGGUGUUUGGUUGCCGUCUGCCGAGGCGCGGCGUGACGUUGUCGAUGUUUGGAUAGCGGAGGCGGUGGAUGGCCUGAGCUGUUGGUGAGUGUUAAGCCAGGGUCCACGCCCGAGCUAUUCGGUUGUACGCAACCAAAGUUGCAACGUGUUGCGAGCAGCUGCUUAACCGGUUGCGAGCAGUAAAGGCUGACUCCACUUUAGAGCAACGAUCUGCUCGGCAGAGAUUGAUCACGUGACACAUUUGCGCACUGCGAUGAGCCGUUUCUCCAGAUGUUAAGUUGCACGGCGAUUUCGAAUCGAGAGCGAACUUGGUUGCACAACCCAAUCGCCCCGGUGAGUGGAGCCAGCUUCAGGACCGCGGUUGCUCUGCCCGCUCUGUGUGUGCGCGUACACACGCACGUACGCGCGAUGACGCGGAACCUCUGCUACCCCUACCCCCCUUCUGCCCCCUUUCCCGUCGCGGCGAAGGCCUUUAUUGUGUAAGCUCGAUCAGCAAUAACGCGUCGUUGCGUGAACGACGCGGUCUCGUGCGUGUAGUGCACAUGCCACUCGUGGCUGCGCUUGUGUCGGCAGCGCCAGGGACUUCGCGUUCCACUUUGGACACGGCCGUGGUGCGGUCCGGUGACAGCCCGUCGGCUGAAACACUGGUUCUUGACCUUCAUGUCUGUUUGUUGAGUGUGCUUGUUUAACUUUUUCCUGCUCCCAAAAACCAAAAUGAAUAAAAAUCGGAAGAACUUUUUGUAAAUUCAACAGAACCCAUCAUUAACGUCAAUAAUAUUUACUUGUGUACCCAGCAAAGCUACGCCGAGUUGCCAGGAUUUAUUUUUCACGAGGGUCGUACCAAAUUGUUGUUUGGCCAGCGCCAGUGACGUUGCAUGUAUUUUUAGCUUUGGGAGGAAACCUGCACGGAAGAAUCCCUGGCAGAACAGGGGAAGAUCACGCAAACCUUGCACCCGACAGGAGGCGCGAGUCGGUCAUCGAAGCCAGGCCGUGCUUUGCGGUGAGACACCGUGCCGUGUGGCAAGAGUAGCCGGUGAAACCGGGAAGUGAACCCCUACGAUGAAAGCUGGAAGCCGCCGAGUGCACUGUGCUGGCUCACAGCUGGUUUCAGCGAUCAGCCGGUGACCUAUAUCAUACUUGCGUAACAAAGUCCAAUAGAGUACCAGCAUCGAUCACCGUCACCACCGCCACCACCAGCACUACCACGGCACUGGACAUUACACGGGAGUGCUCACAGGGUUAGAUACCGUACGACCAACAGGGGAGUUGCCGUCACGUCCGCCGGCGCUCUCCAGGAGAGCUGGGACGAAACUCGUCCACUUGUGAAUCGGCUCUCACACCUGCGCGGGAAAUCCCUGGGGUCGUGGUAGUGGUGGCGUUCGCCGACCUCACCUGUUGAAGUGAGAGCACAAAUCGGUUCGUGACAGCACUGCCGCGCUGCCAGCGGCGCUGCACAAGCACAAGAAACGAACCCCCCCCCCCCCAAAAGAGGGACAAUAACGUAACAGGCGACGUUUCGGGCGAUGGGCCUUCUAUCGUAGCGUAGUAGAGACAUCGUGGCGGUGUUAGUGACGGAUGAACGUGUUGAGCUUUUGCAGGAGUGAAGAUAGAAUCGUCACACCGUCUCCGUCUCUCUCCGACCAUCUCAUCUCGUUUACUUUGGCUGUGAAAAUCACUGCAAGAAGUUGCCACCAAGAGUGGACCGGGGCACCGCGCACGUUCAACCGGGGCAUUGGUGCCCUGUCCAGCCGUCAACACCCCCCGGAGCAGCUCUGCCGGGGCGGUUUAAGUUGGCGGUCCUCGAGAAACAUUGGUCCAACAAAGACUCAUGGGCACCGCCAGGGGAGACGGAUGCUAAUAACGAUUCUGUCGACGCAUUUCAGCUGCACAUCGCAACUCUGCGCGAUAGCAAGGUCGCCUCCGAAGCUCUCGGUGAGGCAAUUGUUGCUAAAAGAACCUACCGUGGUUUUCUUUUAUCGAAAGAAUAUCUGUUUGGGGAUCACACCCAAUGUGACAUGAAAUGAGCACAGACUGGACUUAAUAGGAACUGUGCCCUGUGCCUGGUGCACACUGCCCAUGUUGAAUGUUGCCCAUGGUAGACAUUGGGGGCCGUCCAUAAAUGACGUCACGCGAUUUUGGACGAUUUUUGAACCCCCCCCCUCCCUUCGUCACACGGCGUCACAAAAAGUCAGACCCCCCCUCAGAUAUGACGUCACAAAGCUGCCCCCCCCCCAAAAAAACAUGCUUCAAAUCGCUUUAAACUAUUGUCAUUGUAGUGCGUAUUUAAUGUGCCGCUGCACUCUGAUGUUGUAGGAGAAAACAUUAAAAAGUCUAUUUAAUUAAGUAGAACAUGUUUAUUUAUUUAAAGUUGCGCAUUUUGAUGUGACGCCACAUUUCUCACCCACCCCCCCCCUCGUCACACAUCGUCACAAAUGUCUGACCCCCCCCCCCCCAGGUGCGUGACGUCAUUUAUGGACGGCCCCUUGGUAGCGAUUGCCACCCCAGGUGGUGUCGACCAAUCCUCUCGACCAUUAUGAGGUGCAGAGUUGGCCCGCCUCCAGCACCGGCAUCUCACGUUGAACAUCGAUUCUCAUUGGCCAAGCACCACCUUAAACCUUGGUCACCGCAUGCUUGGCAGGGCUGUCGAACACGAUGGAUUUGUUGUUGUUUGGUUGUUGUUGUUGGUUGUCUUUUCCCCGUGCGAAUUUAUCACAAUUAAAAAUAACCGUGAAUUAUGAUUUUUGUUCACGUGUGCUGUCCGUUUGCGAUCGUUGUGUAAACACUGUGACCUUGCUUCGUGUGCUCUUGUUGCCGUGUAAAUACUGUUGGUGCAUCUGUUGUUAUUACAGUUUUAUGAUUCAUUUUACAAGGCCGCUUGUGUUGAUUCUCCG